AUGACUCAACACAGAGUAGCUUAUUUUUAUAACCCAGACGUAGGAAAUUUUCAUUAUGGCCCUGGACAUCCGAUGAAACCACAUAGGCUAUCCGUAACGCAUAGUUUGGUGCUCAAUUAUGGACUGCACAAGAAAAUGCAGAUUUAUAGACCAUACAGAGCCAGUGCACAUGACAUGUGCCGUUUCCACAGCGAGGAUUAUAUUGAAUUUCUGCAGAAUGUAACUCCACAAAAUAUUCAGAGUUAUUCAAAAGAUUUGCUUCACUACAAUGUAGGUGAUGAUUGUCCUGUGUUUGAGGGUUUAUUCGACUUCUGCUCUAUGUAUACAGGAGCCUCCCUUGAAGGGGCAAUGAAACUUAACAAUAAUGCUUGUGACAUUGCUAUAAAUUGGUCUGGUGGAUUACAUCAUGCAAAAAAGUUUGAACCUUCAGGUUUUUGCUAUGUAAAUGAUAUAGUGAUAGCUAUAUUAGAAUUACUUAAAUUUCACCCGAGAGUGCUAUACAUAGACAUUGAUGUUCACCAUGGUGAUGGUGUGCAAGAAGCAUUCUAUUUAACCGAUAGAGUAAUGACAGUGAGCUUCCAUAAGUAUGGAAAUUAUUUCUUUCCGGGAACUGGAGAUAUGUAUGAAACUGGAGCUGAAAGUGGAAGGUAUUUCUCAGUUAAUGUGCCGCUGAAAGAAGGAAUUGAUGAUCACAGCUAUGUCCAGGUUUUUAAGCCAGUUAUAUCUAGUGUGAUGGAGUUCUAUCGGCCAACCGCAAUUGUACUUCAAUGUGGCGCUGAUUCCUUAGCUGGGGAUCGACUUGGAUGUUUCUCACUUUCAACUCGAGGUCACGGGGAAUGUGUGCAAUUUGUCAAGAAUCUGAAUCUUCCCACACUUGUUGUAGGAGGAGGAGGUUAUACCCUCCGUAACGUGGCACGUUGUUGGACAUAUGAGACCUCACUUCUAAUAGACGAAGACAUAUCAAAUGAGCUUCCAUACACUGAGUAUCUUGAGUUUUUUGCACCGGAUUUCCAGUUGCAUCCUGAAGUAUCUGGGACAACAAAUGCUAACAGUAAGCAGUAUUUGGAUGCAAUAAGCAAAUAUGUAUAUGACAAUCUGAAGAUGUGUCAGCAUUCACCUGCCGUACAGAUGUCACAUAUACCAGGUGACUUCUUUCCCGAAGAAGAGAGGAUAAAAGAGGAGCCAGAUCCGGAAAUCCGUAUCAGUCAAGAGGAAGCAGAUAAAAUGGUGGAGCCUAAGAACGAGUUUUAUGAUGAUGAGAAAGACAAUGACAAGGAAUCAGUACCAGAGAGCAAGGAGUCCUAG
Pieris macdunnoughi is the source of this 1305-nucleotide messenger RNA. The record is from the annotation of a GenBank genome assembly. NCBI's taxonomy places the organism in Eukaryota, Metazoa, Arthropoda, Insecta, Lepidoptera, Pieridae.